Messenger RNA from Phymastichus coffea, 1500 nucleotides. RefSeq names its product transmembrane protein 170A. The transcript has 4 exons. NCBI's taxonomy places the organism in Eukaryota, Metazoa, Arthropoda, Insecta, Hymenoptera, Eulophidae. Bases 335 to 727 code for a protein of 130 amino acids. The record is from RefSeq and is a predicted model, not a curated record.
UAAAAUUUUUUCAUUUCUGUCAUCAAGAGUUUGCGCUUAAUUGUCCUCUUUAACGAAGAAGGUGACGUCUCCUAAAAGACAAUUAUUACGCAGUAAGAAAAUGUUCAGAGACAUGAAUCUAGUGGCUUAUUGUUGAUCGAGAGAACACGUAGACUUUUUUUCCGAGAAACAUGGUGUUCAACAGUGUAUUUUGUAAUUGUUAUUUGUUGAUAAACAUAACCUCCAAGUAAUUCAAAACAUGAAAGUCAAAGUUGAUAGUUUUGAGGACUCAAUGAAUUGAUUGAGAAAGCAGCUCUAGCUAGGGCUAGAUAAUAGCCCAGGCAGAGAGCACAUAAUGUCAAAUGCAAAUCAAGAAGUUACAUCAGUGGUUGCCUCAGCUCCAGACAAGCCAGGCAUCUUCAACACACCGCUGACUUCAUUUGCUGAAAUGUGGUACCAAAUAUUUCUAUGGGCACUAUUCUCAUCAAUUUUCGUCCAUACUAUUGCUGCCGCUAUUUGCUUCGCCACCCUCCGCAAACACAAAUACGGGAAAUUUUUUCCCGUAUUGAUCCUGGUGAUGGGGGUCUUGAUGCCUCUGACUUCUGGAGUAGUUAGUUCAGCCGCGAUUGCUUUUGUCUAUGGUUCGGCUGAAUACCAAAUGACAUCCCUUUAUGCCUUGUUAUGGGGUGUCGGGCAAACCGUACUCGCAGCUUGUGUUGGUUUUACCAGGAUUCUCGCAACUCUCUAAGCACUGUCAAUGUUAAAUGCACAUGAGCUCUGUUUUGUUUUUCGCACUGUGCUAGCUGGUCUGGCAUUGAUGAGAAAAUUUAAUUUAACGAUUGUAAAUAUGUAGGAAAAACAUUUCAGCUCACUGACCUCUUUUAUUAUAUUGUAAAUAAUUCGCAAUUCUGUGUGGCUCUUAUUGAGAAUGCAAGACACUUAGUUUCCCUCUUUCCAUCUGUAUCUAUUUCAUCGUUUCAAACUUGACUUUUUGAAAAAGACAUAUUUGACUGAAUACAUUGUAAAACAUAUUUUCCACGGCAAAUUUAUGUAGCUUUAUGCGUAAAUAAAAAGCACUGUAUACAGUAGUUCAGCAAUAGAAGAAUAUUAUGCUAAUUUGCUUGUAUCUAGUUGCAGCGAAAUAUUUUUGUAUGCUCUCACACCUUAGGUCGCUCUAGCUUGUAUGUAAAUAUAAACUCUUAUAUGUAUAUUCAGAAAAACAGGAAACAUUUUAAUUUAGAUCGUGUCAUGAGAAGAAAUAUCGAUGUGUAUAAUUCAUAUUUUACAACUAUAUAAAUGACAAUUGUAAUUAUUUGUACAUAAGCAUAAGUUGCAGAAUCCGAGCUAUUGAUCAAUCUGCUUCUACCUUGGAGGCUUGAAACCUAUGGCAAAUUUUUACACUUUUAAACGAAAUUUAGAAAAAUAGGAAAGACAAUUCGAAAAGAUCUGCGAAUGAAUUUUGUUGCGAACGAUCUUCAGCAAAUAUAAGACUAAAUAAAAGACUACAAUUGAUAAUAAAGG